Molecule: messenger RNA, 2061 nt
Organism: Capsicum annuum
Lineage: Eukaryota; Viridiplantae; Streptophyta; Magnoliopsida; Solanales; Solanaceae
Product: NADPH--cytochrome P450 reductase-like
Exons: 18
Coding region: 1-2061 (686 amino acids)
Cellular component (GO): cytosol
Molecular function (GO): NADPH-hemoprotein reductase activity; flavin adenine dinucleotide binding; FMN binding
Source: RefSeq, marked provisional
AUGGAGUCGAGUUCGGAGUUGGUGAGAUCGAUUGAAUCGGCAAUCGGAGUGUCGUUAGGGAGCGAUGCGGUUUUGAUGCUACUUACGACGUCGUUUGCAGUCAUUGUUGGGUUAGUAGUUUUCUUCUUGAAGAGAUCAAGUGAUCGGAGUAAAGAAGUUAAGCCGGUCGUUUUCCCGAAGUCGUUAAACGUUGAACCGGAGGAGGAAAUUGAGGUUGAACCUGGUAAAGUUAAGGUUACCGUGUUUUUCGGUACUCAAACUGGUACUGCUGAGGGUUUUGCCAAGGCUUUAUCAGAGGAGAUAAAAGCAAGAUAUGAGAAGGCAGUUGUGAAAGUUGUGGACAUGGAUGAUUAUGCUGCCGAUGAUGAUCUUUACGAGGAGAAGCUGAAGAAAGAAACAAUUGCAUUUUUCAUGGUGGCAACCUACGGGGAUGGCGAGCCAACUGAUAAUGCUGCAAGGUUUUACAAGUGGUUCACUGAGGGACAAGAACGGGGUGUGUGGCUGCAGCACCUUACCUAUGGCGUUUUUGGCCUGGGUAAUCGCCAAUAUGAACACUUUAACAAGAUUGGGAAGGUGAUAGAUGAACAAUUGAGUGAACAAGGUGCAAAACGUCUAGUGCCUGUGGGCCUUGGUGAUGAUGAUCAGUGCAUUGAAGAUGAUUUUUCUGCCUGGCGAGAACAACUGUGGCCAGAACUGGAUCAAAUACUUAGAGACGAGGAUGAUGCUAGUUCUGCAUCCACUCCAUAUACAGCUGCAAUUCUUGAAUAUCGUUUGGUUAUCCAUGAUACCACUAUGAGUCUCGAGGAUAAGCAUGCAAGCAUGGCUAAUGGUAAUACCACAUAUGACAUCCACCAUCCGUGCAAAGUAAAUGUUGCUGUUCAAAGAGAGCUUCACACACCCGAGUCUGAUCGCUCAUGUAUACACUUGGAGUUUGAUAUAUCUGGCACUGGGAUUUUCUAUGAAACAGGAGAUCAUGUGGGUGUUUUUGCUGAAAAUUCUGAAGAAACUGUGGAGGAAGCUGCAAGAUUGCUGGGACAGUCAUUAGACUUAACAUUCUCGAUUCAUGCUGACAAGGAGGACGGUACAGCUCUUGGAGGCUCGUUGCCCCCACCUUUUCCUGGUCCCUGCACUCUGCGUGCUGCACUUGCUCGUUAUGCAGAUCUUUUGAAUCCUCCGCGGAAGGCUACUUUGGUUGCAUUGGCUGCCCAUGCAACUGAACCUAGUGAAGCAGAAAAGCUCAAGUUCUUAGCAUCUCCACAGGGCAAGGACGAGUAUUCUCAGUGGGUUGUUGCAAGUCAAAGGAGUCUUGUUGAAGUAAUGGCUGAGUUCCCUUCAGCGAAGCCCCCCCUUGGUGUAUUUUUUGCAGCAGUUGCUCCCCGUUUACAGCCUCGUUACUAUUCAAUCUCAUCAUCUCCCAGAUUUGCACCUGCUAGAGUCCAUGUAACCUGUGCACUAGUCUAUGGUCCAACUCCCACUGGCCGAAUUCAUAAAGGAGUGUGUUCGACGUGGAUGAAGAAUGCAGUUCCUUUGGAGAAAAGUCACAAUUGCAGCUCUGCUCCCAUCUUCAUUAGGCCUUCUAAUUUCAAAUUACCAUCUGACCCUUCAAUUCCAAUUGUCAUGGUGGGGCCUGGGACUGGUUUGGCACCAUUUAGGGGAUUCCUGCAGGAAAGAGCAGCAUUGAAGGAAGAUGGAGCUCAACUUGGUCCUGCUUUAUUGUUUUUCGGUUGCAGGAAUCGUAGAAUGGAUUUUAUUUAUGAGGAGGAGCUUAAGAGUUUUGUGGAUCAAGGUGUAAUAUCAGAGCUGAUUAUUGCAUUUUCAAGGGAAGGGCCGCAGAAAGAGUAUGUUCAACAUAAAAUGAUGGAAAAGGCCUCCGAGGUUUGGAGCUUAAUCUCCCAGGACGGAUAUCUAUAUGUAUGUGGGGAUGCAAAAGGGAUGGCCAGAGACGUACAUCGUACACUCCAUACCAUCGUCCAGGAGCAGGAGAAUGCGAACUCAUCCAAAGCAGAGGCUAUUGUGAAGAAACUCCAAAUGGAUGGAAGAUAUCUCAGGGAUGUGUGGUGA